This is a messenger RNA of Klebsormidium nitens, 1954 nucleotides long. NCBI's taxonomy places the organism in Eukaryota, Viridiplantae, Streptophyta, Klebsormidiophyceae, Klebsormidiales, Klebsormidiaceae. The record is from the annotation of a GenBank genome assembly.
UACAUUGGAGUAAUAUCCGACGACGUUUAAUUGAUUGCACAAUGCGGAAGCAUGAAUUAUAAAGUCGACGAGAAGCUUCAAUCCCAGAUGCCAAUGCCAAUGCCAGCACGCUGCACGAGCUCCAUGCCCCUGGGCCUGAGGCUGCAGUUUCGUGGAGUGAUGGAGGGAGCACAUAGCAUUGGUUCAGGCGCCUCAUCAGCUUAUCACGAAAUUCUCGACGUCAGUACCACCUUCGCUUUGCAAAGGAUCUUAGCGGAUCUACCACCGUCGCCAGCAUCUUCAGCAUUGGCCUGAGCAGUGCCCUAUUGUGGCCGUGUGCCCCAGUCGGAGCGGCCGUUCUUCUGUUCCAGCAUUCUGGUUUGAUUUGUUGCAUGAGCCCCCUUCUCUUCAGGAACCGCCAUGGCGUCUGAUCCAGGCAGCCAGCCGGAGGCUUCUGCAAACGGGCAGCUCCAGACCCCCAUUGAGGCUGCUUCGCAGAGCGCACAACUAGCACCUGUAGGCAAGCCCCCGACACAUCGGCCACUUACCGUCCUCCGAGCUCUGCGUGGCGUCCUGAUGCUCGCGCUGCUCGUCGUGUCGGCGUUCAUCUUCCUCACCUCCUGCAUCCCGAUCUGGGCAUUUCUCAGACUUCUCAAAUGGAGCUGGGGCCGUGGCUUUGCCUCGCACCUGUUUGGCUACUGGCUCUCGAUGUGGGUGCUGAUGUUCGAGUACGUGAACGGGACCAAGCUGGUGUUCAGCGGGGAGAGCGUGCCACCCAAGGAGCGCGUGCUGAUCAUGUGCAACCACCUGACGGAAGUUGACUGGAUGUACCUCUGGUGCCUGGCGUAUCGGAAGCAGAGCGUGGGGGCCGUUAAAUACGCGCUCAAGGCGACCGUGCGGCACGCCCCCAUCUUUGGUUGGGCGUUCCACUGCAUGGAGUUCCUGCUGCUCGAGAGGAAGUGGGAACUAGACAAGGACACCAUCCGCACCGUCAUGAGCUCGUUCCGCAACAGGAGGGAUCCCCUGUGGGAGGUGGUCUUUCCGGAAGGCACCGACUUCAACCAGAAGAAGAAGGAGAGGAGUCAGGCAUACGCGCGUGAGCACAACCUGCCGGUGUUGGAACAUUGCCUUCUCCCACGGGUAAAGGGAUUCCAUGCAUGCCUUGAACCAGUACGGGACGCUAUUGAUGCUGUAUAUGAUCUGACAGUCGCGUAUGUACCUCGGCCGCCGACGUUUGUGGACAAUUUGUUCGGGCUGGACCCGGCGGAGGUGCACAUCGAUGUGAGACGGAUUUUGCCCGCAGCGAUCCCAUCUAAAGAAGACGAAGCGAGCACGUGGAUGUAUGGGGUCUUCAAACGGAAGGAUGAGAUGCUCGAACAGUUCUACAAGAGGAAUGCAUUUCCAUCGCGUCAGAUUGACGAGGGGGAGAUCUCAAUGCUACAAGCAGUGGUGGGGUACGUUUUGUUCACGCUUAGCUCGGUAAUUGCGAUCUGGUUGCUUGUGACGAGCAGGGGGUUUUUCGCCUACGUAGUUCUAAGUGCUAUCUUCUCAACAACGUUGGUCACUCUGAAUUGGAUGCCAGGAGGCCGGCAAUAAGUCCGAUUUGAUCCGGUGUUUAUAAAGAAGUCCUCCUGUGAAGAGCCGAUGCGUUUGGGGCGCUUCAGGUGUUUGUUGAUAAGGUAAUGGCGAUGGUUCCGUGCAACCUUCAGAUUGGGAUUCGGGAUCAUUUUCCGAUUUAGACCAAGUUGAUUGGAUUCAGUUAGUCGGAUUGAGGUGUAUGCUGUGCUGCAAGGUGUCGGAAAACACUUAGGUGAAGUUUCAUAUUCGGUACUCCGAGCAUGGACGAAUGUUAGAAGUGACUCAGGCCGUGCGAUACUAUGUGCCAGCGAGCAUGAUUGAGAUUGACAUUCGCCCUGCAGCCCGAGUACGCUCCAACAGCUAUCCAAGAAAUGUAACAUGGGCCUAUAUAGUCGCG